Molecule: messenger RNA, 702 nt
Organism: Calliphora vicina (urban bluebottle blowfly)
Lineage: Eukaryota; Metazoa; Arthropoda; Insecta; Diptera; Calliphoridae
Product: ATP synthase subunit C lysine N-methyltransferase
Exons: 3
Coding region: 59-682 (207 amino acids)
Biological process (GO): peptidyl-lysine trimethylation; regulation of mitochondrial ATP synthesis coupled proton transport; positive regulation of proton-transporting ATP synthase activity, rotational mechanism
Cellular component (GO): mitochondrion
Molecular function (GO): protein-lysine N-methyltransferase activity
Source: RefSeq, a predicted model, not a curated record
GUCGGUUGUUCUUUGAAGAUUUUUAAUUUGGAAUAGUUUUUAUUAAAUUUUUUAUAAAAUGGAUUUUACUAUAACGGACACAAAACCCAGUCAGCGCAAGACCGUGUCUACUUCAGCCAAGUUUUUAAUUUUUGCCACCGGUGGUGUGGGCGUGGGCUUAUCUGUUAUUUGUUAUUCAUUUGUAGCUCCGGCAUUUCGUCGAAUUUGUCUACCAUAUGUUCCAGCCACUACAGAACAAGUUAACAAUGUUUUGCAGUUCCUGCCGCGCAAUACUCCUAAAAAAUUGCUUGAUAUAGGUUCAGGAGAUGGAAGAAUUGUUUUCGCUACAGCAAAACAUGGUCUGCAAUCUGAUGGAGUUGAAUUGAACCCCUGGCUCGUGUGGUGGUCUCGCAUAGCAGCUUUAAGAGAAGGUGUAGGAUCAAAGACAAAAUUCUUUCGUAAAGAUUUAUGGAAAUUUGAUUUGAAACCCUAUGAUUAUGUAGUUAUAUUCGGUGUGGAACAGAUGAUGAAAGAUUUGGAGACAAAACUAGUUGCUGAAGCGCCCAAUUCCAAAGUAAUAGCCUGUCGUUUUCCUUUGCCCAACUUAGAGCCUUUAAAAACUAUCGACGAAGGAGUCAAUACAGUUUGGUUUUACGAUCUUGGUAAAAUUUCACAAAUUAACAAAUCAAACCACAGUAAAUAAAUAAAACUGCUAAAUGUGUA